This is a messenger RNA of Sapajus apella (tufted capuchin), 3444 nucleotides long. It is a transcript of the gene GUCY1A2, whose product is annotated as guanylate cyclase 1 soluble subunit alpha 2. Gene Ontology annotation, molecular function: heme binding; guanylate cyclase activity. Bases 401 to 2602 code for a protein of 733 amino acids. Gene Ontology annotation, biological process: cGMP biosynthetic process; response to oxygen levels. The record is from RefSeq and is a predicted model, not a curated record. Gene Ontology annotation, cellular component: guanylate cyclase complex, soluble. The transcript is spliced from 10 exons. Lineage: Eukaryota; Metazoa; Chordata; Mammalia; Primates; Cebidae.
AGAAGCCUCUGCCUCCCUUCCUGCUUGGGCCGCAGCCCUCCCCGCCCCGCCGACCACGGUCACACACUUGGAGCCUCCCCGUGAGCGGGAGCGCGGCGCACGGCGAUGCGCCGAGCCGGGCGCUGAGCGGCGCCGCUUGAGCUGCAGCAGAGGCGGCGGCUGCCCCCAGCCCAGCCCGGCGCUGCCGCCGAGCCCGGGCCACAAGGUGCGGAGGCACCCCAAGUUCCCGCCAUGAGCAGCUGGCUCGGGGGGCUCCGCGGCCCCGGGGACUCCCUCCCCGCCGAGCACGACCGCAGAGCCCAGUGGCUCCGACGCGCUUAACGCUGCCGCUCGCGGGUCCCGCCACCGCCGCCGCCCGUGUCCCCGCCGCCGCCUCGGCCGUUGCAGCGCCGCCGGCAGCAUGUCUCGGAGGAAGAUUUCGUCCGAAUCCUUCAGCUCCUUGGGGUCCGACUACCUGGAGACUAGCCCGGAGGAGGAGGUGGAGUGCCCCCUGUCUAGGCUCUGCUGGAAUGGCAGCCGGAGCCCGCCUGGGCCGCCUGAGCCCAGCGCGGCGACCGCCGCAGCCCCAGCCCCGGCUGCUUCUGCUGCCGCGGCCGCCGCCACGGCCGGGGCCAGGAGAGUGCAGCGCCGGAGGCGGGUUAACCUGGACUCGCUGGGCGAGAGCAUCAGCCGCCUGACAGCGCCCUCGCCUCAGACGAUACAGCAAACUCUCAAGAGGACACUGCAGUAUUAUGAACAUCAAGUUAUUGGUUACAGGGAUGCAGAAAAGAAUUUCCACAAUAUCUCUAACAGAUGCUCCUAUGCAGACCACUCCAACAAAGAAGAAAUUGAGGACGUCUCAGGAAUUCUUCAGUGUACUGCGAAUAUACUCGGUUUGAAGUUUGAGGAAAUUCAAGAAAGAUUUGGUGAAGAGUUCUUUAAUAUAUGCUUUGAUGAGAAUGAGAGAGUCCUUCGAGCUGUAGGUGGCACUUUGCAGGACUUUUUUAAUGGCUUUGAUGCUUUGUUGGAACAUAUUAGAACUUCUUUUGGAAAACAGGCCACUCUGGAGUCACCAUCUUUCCUAUGCAAAGAGCUCCCUGAAGGUACUCUCAUGCUCCACUACUUCCACCCUCACCAUAUUGUGGGGUUUGCAAUGCUGGGGAUGAUUAAGGCUGCAGGAAAGAAGAUCUACCGGCUGGAUGUGGAAGUGAAACAGGUUGCGAAUGAGAAGCUGUGCUCUGAUGGUUCAAACCCAGGCAAUUGUAGCUGUCUUACUUUCCUUAUCAAAGAAUGUGAAAAUACUAAUAUCACAAAGAACCUUCCGCAGGGAACUUCCCAAGUUCCUGCGGACCUCAGAAUUAGCAUCAACACCUUCUGCAGAGCCUUCCCUUUCCACUUGAUGUUUGACCCCAGUAUGUCAGUCCUUCAGCUGGGGGAAGGUCUAAGGAAGCAGCUUCGGUGUGACACUCACAAAGUGCUCAAGUUUGAGGACUGCUUUGAGAUUGUAUCUCCAAAAGUUAAUGCCACCUUUGAAAGGGUCCUGCUGCGACUGUCUACCCCGUUUGUGAUUAGAACCAAGCCUGAGGCUUCUGGCUUUGAAAAUAAAGACAAGGUGAUGGAAGUCAAAGGACAAAUGAUCCAUGUUCCGGAAUCAAAUUCCAUUUUAUUUUUGGGCUCUCCAUGUGUGGACAAGUUGGAUGAACUCAUGGGCCGAGGGCUCCAUCUCUCAGACAUCCCUAUCCAUGAUGCCACCCGAGAUGUCAUUUUGGUUGGUGAGCAGGCAAAGGCUCAAGAUGGCUUGAAGAAAAGGAUGGAUAAAUUAAAGGCAACUUUAGAAAGAACUCACCAGGCCCUGGAAGAAGAGAAAAAGAAGACAGUGGAUCUUCUGUAUUCUAUUUUUCCUGGUGAUGUAGCCCAGCAACUGUGGCAAGGACAGCAAGUACAGGCCAGAAAGUUUGAUGAUGUCACCAUGCUCUUUUCAGACAUUGUUGGCUUCACAGCCAUAUGUGCCCAGUGUACUCCCAUGCAGGUCAUCAGCAUGCUGAAUGAGCUGUACACCAGAUUUGACCACCAGUGUGGAUUUUUGGAUAUUUAUAAGGUGGAAACAAUAGGUGAUGCCUACUGUGUUGCAGCAGGACUCCACAGAAAAAGCCUCUGCCAUGCCAAACCCAUUGCUCUGAUGGCCUUGAAGAUGAUGGAACUUUCAGAAGAAGUGCUGACACCUGAUGGAAGACCGAUUCAGAUGAGAAUAGGAAUUCACUCAGGCUCCGUGUUGGCUGGAGUUGUUGGGGUCCGAAUGCCACGUUAUUGCCUGUUUGGAAAUAAUGUCACGCUGGCAAGCAAAUUCGAGUCAGGAAGUCACCCUCGGCGCAUCAAUGUCAGCCCAACCACUUACCAAUUAUUAAAACGGGAAGAAAGUUUCACAUUCAUUCCACGGUCUCGUGAAGAGCUUCCAGACAACUUUCCAAAGGAAAUUCCUGGGAUUUGCUACUUCCUGGAGGGCUGUUCUCAUCAUCUGCCCUUGUCUUCUCAUAUUACCUGCUGCUCAGAAGCCAUGCCACUCCUAGGAGCCACUUCCCUGACCCUAAGAGAACUGACAUUGAGUAGAGGUAAGAAAAUAUAAGCAGAGAGAGACUAAGAAGCUGUCUGUAGCAUAGGCAAGGUGGUUGCCACUUAACACAUGAUGAGGCUGAAGACUACCUUUUGUUAAUAGUUUGAACUUUCUGGAACUUAACUACAAGACAGACUGUAGUUAAGUGAUAUUGUGCUGAGGAAAACUAGAAAUGGUUUUGGUAAAGAAUUAGCAGUUUUUGACACAAUUGACCUUCUGCAUGCCAAAUAUUGAUUUGCACACUUUCCUGAACAAGUUGAACGCCUUCACGUCCCUCUGCAAGGGAGAUAACAUAGAGUUUCUUUCAGUUACAACAGCUGGCUCACAUCCAGAUAUGCUGGGUGGUAUGCAUUCAUCUCCAUCAACACAUGGUCACUUAGGAACCAAAACACAAAUGUCUGCUUUCUCCCUCUCUACCCGCACUCCCACAUAAAUAUAUGUGUGUAUUCCUAUUCAUAUAGAUAGAUGAGUGACAAAGACAAAGGCAUAAUUUCAAUAAAAAUUUUCAAGGGAGAAAGGGAAAACACAUUGUAAUUCUCCAUUUCACAGCAUGAUAGACAGGUAAUAAGAUGCCCUUGCCCUGGCUCAAGUCCCUAUGGGGAAUCAUUAUGACCUCCAGCUCCAUCUGUGGCACUUGUCUCCAUUGGCUGGGAUGGUCUUCCUUGUUUGUUCCAUACCAUGGCUGCAUGUGAAGUGAAUAUUAGGAAAUAUGCCCUCCUUGGGAGCUUUAUACUUUUCACAGACUACUGCUUGCUAGUAUAUGUUUGUAUGUUGAAGCAUUCAGUUUGACUCACUGGAUCAUUUUGAAAUAUGAUCCAGAACAUUAUCACAUUUGUCUUUAUUGUUGGACAGAA